GCGCCGCCGGCGCGCUCGCAGGAUGCAGGCCAUGGACCCGGCCGCAGCGGAUUUUUAUGAGGAGGACGGCAAAGACCUGGACUUCUACGACUUUGAGCCGCUCCCCACUCUACCCGAGGACGAGGAGAACGUGACCCUGGCCGACAUCCUCUCCCUGCGGGACAGCGGCCUCAGCGAGCAGGAGGCCUGGGCCGUGUGCCUGGAGUGCAGCCUGUCCAUGCGCAGCGUCGCCCGCGCCGCCAUCUUCCAGACGCUCUGCAUCACGCCCGACACCCUGGCCUUCAACACCAGUGGCAACGUGUGCUUCAUGGAGCAGCUCAGCGACGACCCCGAGGGGGCCUUUGUGCCCCCAGAGUUCGACGUGACUGGGAACACCUUUGAGGCACACAUCUACUCCCUGGGGGCCACGCUGAAGGCGGCUCUCGAGUACGUGGCGGAGCCGGAGCCCAGGCUGAGCCGCGACCUAGAGGCGCUGCUGGACCAGAUGCAGGCGGAGGACCCCCGGGACCGGCCGGACCUCGAGAGCGUCAUCGCGCUGUGCGAGGAGAAGAUGCAGCUCGCGUCCUCCUGCCGCCUGUGCCGCAGCCUCUCGGCCGUCGGGAGGCGAGUGCUCUCCAUCGAGUCCUUCGGAGCGUUCCAAGACGUCAGCGAGAGCACCUGGAGGGGGAGACCGGCUCCGAGAAGCCUGGGGCCCAAGAGGCAGCCUGGGGACCACAGCCCUGGCCCGGAGGCCCCCCUCGCCCCUCAGGGCCGGUCCCAGGCCCCCGAGUGCGACCCCGACCCCGGGGCCCUGCCCUCCAAGCCUCCACUGUCGCCCCCCGUGAAAAACGGAGAGAGCCACAGCCAGGGGGCGCUGGCCAGCCUCCUCCUGGACGCCCAGCGCCCCGCAGAGAGGGGCCGCCUGCGGAAAGUGCAGACGGUCCCCCGGCUCCUGCCCGAGGGCCCCGAGGCCAGUGCCCUCUGCCCGCCGCUGACCAGCCUGAAAAACCAGCCGCCGACGUCGGAGUUCUUCCUGCCGGACCCCCAGAAAGCCUUCCCUGAGGGGAAAAAUGGCCUCUCCAGCCUCAAGGCCCAGCCCAAGCCCAGGCUGUGGCCGGAGCAGGAGCCUGAACACCAGCGGGAGGGGGCUCGAGGGGUGGGUCACGGCCGGGGCCCUGUGGAGGAAGGCCGCCCACCCCACGCUGAGGACCCCGAAGAUGCCAGCCGAGACCCAGGGGCACUGGGGGCCGAUGAGCAGACUCCCGGGGGAGCCGGGCAGCCGGGAGGUGCAGCCACGGAGCAGGGCGUCUCCCUGCAGGACCUCCUGACGCAGCUGGGCCGGCCCUUCAGGGACUACGAGCUGUGGGCCCUGGCCCACGCCUGCCUCGGCGCGCUGCGCACCUACCGCCGGCACCCAGCCUGCCUGUGUCCGGACUCCGUGCUGGUGGCCGAGGACGGGGCCGUGCUCUUCGGGCCGCCUCCCGCUGACGGUGCUCCCGACUCCUUCUUCCUGGCCCCUGAGGUUGCAGAGCAGAAGCCAGUGACUGAAAAGGCCUCGGUGUACUGUGUGGCCGCGGUGCUGUGGACGGCAGCCAAGUUCGGCGUCCCCCAAGACCACAAGCUGGUCCUGCCACGCAGGCUCAAGGCCCUUCUGCUGGAGAUGGCCAGGCGUAGCGCCCAGGAGCGGCCGUCAGUGGCCGAGGCCAGCAAGACCUGUGGCAGCUACCUCCUCCAGCGAGGCAUGGACAGCAGGGAGAUUUUAGCCCACCUGAGGGCGUCUACCUGCAAGGUCCACCAGGAGGAAGAGACCAUCAGUCUCCAGAAGGCAUUCUCGGCGCUCGAGCUGACCCCCGGCACGGAGCCCGACCCCAGGCCCGGCUCAGUCGUGCACGUCAAGCCCACGGUCCUCGCAGCAGGAGCAGGUGUGACCAGGGACCCCCCUGCCGGGGCCGUGGGGACGGCGGAGGAGCCGGAGGAGAGGAACGGCAUGCUGGACGGGGACGUGGACGGGAAGAAGGCUCCUGAGGGCCAGGCCACGGCCGACAGCCCGGAGACGCCUGACCGGCUGGCGCCUGGACCCCCCAGAGAGCUGGUGCCGGGAGGGGCAGCCCAGGGCGGCCCCUGCCCCCCAGCUCCCGCCGCGUCCGAGUCACCCCGGUCUCCUGCCCCAGCCCCGCCCCUGAAGGCACAGGAGCCGGCCCCCUCUGGAGAUGCCUCUGGCGGCCUCAGGCCCCCCGCCCCAGGGACCCCCGCAGGCCCCCAGGGCCCGCACCACCCGGCCAAGCCGCCCAGGAGCAAGGCCCCCAAGGGCCCCGGCCGGGAGCCCCGGAGCCCCCCGUCAGCUCCCCUCAGCCCCCCCCCGGCCGAGGCGAGUCCCGACAGCCCCAGGGGUGCCACAGUCGGCCACCCCGAGAGACCCCGGCCGGCAGACCGCAAGCCGUGUCCGCCCGGCGUGGACGCCUCGCCAGCCCCCCGGAGCCCGGCCUGCCCGUCGCUGCAGGAGGCCACGCGCCUCAUCCGCGAGGAGUUCGCCUUCGACGGCUACCUGGACCACGGGCUGGAGGCGCUGAUCAUGGGGGAAUACAUUUACGCCUUGAAAGACCUCACCUACGCCACCUUCUGUGGGGCCAUCGCCGAGAAGUUCUGUGACCUCUACUGGGGGGAGAAGCUGCUGCAGAACCUUUUCCGCGUGGUGAACGGCAGGACGUCGCCCCCCGCGAGUGCUCCGGAGGAGGCGGGGUCACAGCCCGACGGCAGCGGCCGGGCCAGCUCACCCAGCAGCGGUUCCCCUGCCAGCAAGAGGCCCUUGCUGCGUGGAGCAGGGAAGGACACGCCGGCCGCUCACGGCAGCAGAGCCCCAGGCCUGCCCCCCUCGCUGUCCGACGUGGAUUCAGAGGAGCUGUCCCGGGGCAACUUGGAGGUGGGGUUCCGGCCCCAGAGGAGGGAGCAGCUGCCCGAGGCCACGGAGGACCGGCAGCAGGCGGGGGGCCCAGAGCUGGCUGGAGAGGCCUCGGACUUGGAGGCAGUGGUGCGGCCGGCCCGGCCUAAGAAGGGCGGCCCGGCCCCGAACCCAGGCCCGGCCGCCUUCCAGAGCUGCAGCCCCGGCUGGAGCAGCGCCUUCUACGAGGCCGGCUGCUUCGGGGCCGACAUCCACAGCUACGUGCGGGGGCUGGGGGCGCGGGAGGCCGGCGGGGCCCCCGACCCCUCGGGCCAGGCGUCUCUCCUGGAGCCUGAGUGCAGGCAGGAGCUGGAGCAGCAGCUCAUGAUGGAGCAGAGAACCUACCGGAAGACCCUCAAGUUCUACCAGAAGCUCUUACAGAAGGAGAAGCGGAGUAAAGGCUCCGAGGUGAAGACAAUGCUCUCCAAACUGAAGGGGCAGCUGGAAGAAAUGAAGUCCAAGGUGCAGUUCCUCGGACUGGUCAAGAAGUACCUGCAGGUCCUGUACGCAGAGCAGUGGGGCCUGGAGCCCGGCGCCCUGCCCCUGCUCGUGAACGUGGCCGCGGCCCACUGCGGCGCGCCCGACUUCAGCCCCCUGGACGAGUCCUCCUCCCUCAUCUUCUACAACGUCAGCAAGCACCCGCGCGGCGGCCGCCAGCGCAAGGCCCGCGUCCUGCAGGCGGGCACGCCGCUGGGGCUCAUGGCCUACCUCUACUCCAGCGACGCCUUCCUGGAGGGCUACGUGCAGCAGUUCCUGUACACCUUCCGCUACUUCUGCACGCCCCAGGACUUCCUGCACUUCCUCCUCGACCGCAUCAGCAGCACCCUGUGCAGGGCCCACCAGGACCCCAGCUCGACCUUCACCAAGAUCUACAGGCGCAGCCUGUGCCUGCUGCAGGCCUGGGUGGAAGACUGCUACUCGGUGGACUUCACCCGCAACACCGGGCUGCUGGCCAGGCUCGCCGACUUCGUCUCCUCCAAGAUCCUGCCCCUGGACGGCUCCGCGGAGCACCUGCUGGGCCUCCUGGAGGUGGGCACUGACCGGCGGGCUGAGGGCGGCCCGCGCGGCCCAGACCUGGAGGACCCCAAGGAGGCGGAGGAGGACGCCAGGCCCCUCAACGCCCUCUGUAAGAGGCUCUCAGAGGACGGCGUCGCCCGCAAGAGCUUCCCCUGGAGGCUGCCCCGGGGCAACGGGCUGGCGCUGCCGCUGCCGCUGCCGCACCACAAGCAGCGCCAGUACACCAUCGCGUCCGCCCUGCCCAAGCCCUGCUUCCUGGAGGACCUCGGUGGCCCCCACGCCAAGGCCAGCGAGAAGGGGCCGUACUUCCUGACCGAGUACAGCACCCACCAGCUCUUCACCCAGCUCACGCUGCUGCAGCAGGACCUGUUUCAAAGGUGCCAUCCCGUCCACUUCCUAAACUCACGCGCCCUGGGCGUCACGGACAGGAGCGUGGCCAUCCCGAAAGCCAGCUCCUCCGAGUCUCUGUCGGCCAAGACCUGCAGCCUCUUCCUGCCGGAUUACACGCAGGACAAGUACCUGCUGCAGCUCCUGCGGAGCGCCGACGACGUCAGCACCUGGGUGGCCGCCGAGAUCGUCACCAGCCACACGGCCAAGUUGCAGGUGAACCUGCUGUCCAAGUUCCUGCUGGUGGCGAAGCUGUGCUACGAGCAGAGGAACUUCGCGACCGCCAUGCAGAUCCUGGACGGCCUGGAGCACCUCACUGUGCGGCAGUCCCCGGCCUGGAGGAUCUUACCCGCAAAGAUAGCGGAGAUCAUGGAGGAGCUGAAAGCCGUGGAGGUGUUCCUGAAGAGCGACAGCCUGUGUCUGAUGGAAGGGCGGCGCUUCCGGGCCCAGCCCACCCUGCCCUCGGCCCGCCUCCUGGCCAUGCACAUCCAGCAGCUGGAGACUGGGGGCUUCACCAUGACCAACGGGGCCCACAGGUGGAGCAAGCUCAGGAACAUCGCCAAGGUGGCCAGCCAGGUGCACGCCUUCCAGGAGAACCCCUACACCUUCGCCCCCGACCCCAAGCUGCAGUCCUGCCUCAGGCAGAGGAUCGCGCGGUUCAGCGGGGCCGACGUGUCCCUCCUGGCCUCGGACAGCAGGGCCACCUGCCACCAGGUCACCAGCGAGAAGCACUCUCGGAAGAUUCAGGACAAGUUGCGGCGAAUGAAAGCCACGCUCCAGUGACGGGACGGCGGGGCUGGCCGUGAGGUUCCACGCCGCCGAGGACGGCUUGGGGGGACGGAGCCCCGGCACUGCAGGUGCAGCGCCCACCACCUUCGACUAGGGUCCCCCCAGCACGGCCCCAGCGGGGGCCUUUGGGCACCUGGACGGGGCAGCACAGGGCUCAGGCCGCGACCCAGAGAGGUCCGGGUGUUUCUGCCAGGACAUUUAACAGUGCAAUCUAAAAAUUUUAAAUUUUAAAUGAAAACAGUAAGUAAAC
Messenger RNA from Phyllostomus hastatus (greater spear-nosed bat), 5360 nucleotides. RefSeq names its product kinase non-catalytic C-lobe domain containing 1 (gene KNDC1). The transcript is spliced from 31 exons. Gene Ontology annotation, biological process: small GTPase-mediated signal transduction. Gene Ontology annotation, molecular function: guanyl-nucleotide exchange factor activity. The record is from RefSeq and is a predicted model, not a curated record. Bases 23 to 5104 code for a protein of 1693 amino acids. NCBI's taxonomy places the organism in Eukaryota, Metazoa, Chordata, Mammalia, Chiroptera, Phyllostomidae.